Lasiosphaeria miniovina is the source of this 547-nucleotide messenger RNA. RefSeq lists its product as uncharacterized. The record is from RefSeq and is a predicted model, not a curated record. The coding region runs from base 200 to 364 and encodes 54 amino acids. The transcript is spliced from 2 exons. NCBI's taxonomy places the organism in Eukaryota, Fungi, Ascomycota, Sordariomycetes, Sordariales, Lasiosphaeriaceae.
UUCGUCUAUAGCGCCCAAUAGGAGUUCCGCCCUCAUUCCAAGUCGGCCGUGACAGAUUACAUGGAGGGACGCAUGAUUCCCGGGCCGCACCAAAGUGGUUCGGGUGUCCAACCCGGGCCGUCUGGUUCUGCUUCCAACCGUACCGCACCCCCUGGAGGGUCUCAGCGAGGAUAAUAGCGUCGGCACUAUCAGCAGCGACAUGCCCUUACCUUACACAGCUCGCUCGCCGAGACACUGGCGGGCGGGACCUGCCGAUGGAUUUGCAGUCACAGUUUAUUCCUCGGCUGAAGCAAGCUUCUUCAACCGUCGCAAACAUGCGCCCAAACUCCACCCCAAACAGCAUGCUGUAGAGGCAGAGUCUUGAGGCACAUUCUCUCUAGCUGGCUAGAUAGAUACAAAGACAGUUAGAUAGAUGAGGGGAGGUUAAAUAGAAAUCUAUGGCUUGGCACAUGUUGUCAGGCCAACCGGUGGAUCUAUGGGUUCCACUUAUCCAGACCAUCACCUUCCAAUACAUAUUCCGCGGUAGCCCAGGUAGCGAGUCUUCCUC